UGCUCCGGCGCAUGCAACAUACGCGGCCUGGCGUCCACGCGCGACUAACGCCACCGCGGAAAAAUCAUUCAAACCUCGAACGACUUGAAAACUUUUUUCGAAUUUUGUGCCAGUGUUUAGCUAUAGCUGUAAAAAUGAAACUUUUUAUUUUAUUUGCAAUCGCCUUGUGCGCAUACGCAGCCGAUGUGAAAGAGACAGAAAAGAAAUCCGAAACAAAAUUGAAAACAGAAGAUGAUGCGCUAAACAAGGACAAAAGACAAACGCAAGAGGAAUAUCUACCAGGGCAGCUGGUAUACAGAGUGCCCAGGAAACAGAAAGCCGCGCCAGUUCAAGAACCACAAGACGAGGACAGAAAUAACAGACAAGACUCACAAGAAUACCGUCCAGGUCAGGUGUUUUCACUAAACGCCCAGGAGUUGCUGGAAUUCCAGCAAGAGAGGAAGGCACCACUGAGCAGCAACCAGCUGCUGCAGCAGUUGCAGCUGUAUGGCCAGGAAAAACCCAACCCUCAGCAGUUUUACUACGUCGAGCCGCAGGCCGCACGUCAGGUGGCCUACCAGCCGUCCCACGCAGUCAUAGCUCGCCCGCACUACUCCGCGGACGGAGGAGAAGCAUCAGUGGGGGCCGCGCUCUCUGUCAGUGACUCCGGUCCCAGUUCCAGCAGCUCCUUCGACCAGGAACUCCUGGCACUGCUUGGCCAUCAGGUUGGUCAGGACGACCGGCAGUAUCAGCAGCAGACCGUAUCGCAGAAUGCGCCGGCGCCGCAGUAUCAACAGGUGGACAGAUACAUCACCAAACCUAGCAAGAAACCAACGAAAUUGCGGCCAAAGGUGGCUACCCCACCACAAGUCCCACAACCAUUGCCUGCAGGCGCGCCUCAGCAAUACUUAAUUGAAACCACCAACGUCCAACAACAGCCUCAACAGCCACAACCCCAAAUACAGUAUAGACCAGCCCCUCAGGCACAAAGACCAGCUCAAGCUUUAAGAUACGUCCCUAUUCCUUCUCCGCAGCCUGAUCUCCAACAAGUCUUGUACGAACGCCCUGAAUCUCAAGGCCUCAAAAUCGUUCCCGCUCCCAAACUACAACAGCAACAACCUCGCCAACAAUUGUCAUUCCGACUUAUUCCCCAAUUCCAACAACCUGAAGCUACUCCUAAGCAAUAUAGAAUCAUUGACGCUCCAGUCAGACAGCCAGUUAGACAGGAACAAAGAGCACCAGCGGUUGAAAGGCCUUUGACUUACCUGAAACGCUACCCAGACCCUGAAAAAGUACGUGCUGUCAAGAUAUAUGAUCCGGAAAUUGCUGCCGGACAGCAACCUCAGAUUGUUGGUGAGCAAUAUUAUCUUCGUCCAUACUACAGGCAAAACGAGCCUUUGAGGCAAGAACGUCUACGAUACGAGUCACCCCUGCCCGCGAGACCUGACGCUGACCCUCCACGGGCACCUGAACCUACGAAACCUCCUCACUCCGCUAUCUACGUUAGUAAAAACCUGGCACCUAAAAAAUCUAGAGUGCAAUCUAGACCUGAAGAAGUAAGGAUUGAUCAGUCUUCAAGGGAGCAAUAUAGACAAGAACCGACGUACAGACAAGAGCCCAAUUAUAGACAGAGUCAAAGAUUAGAGCAACAAGUUAAUUUGGAACAGCACGGGCAAAGUUUGGACAACCGACGAGUACAGUUACCUCCUCCGAAGAACAACAAGGCGUACACUCCUGAAGAAUUUGCGGCAUUAGUUGCAGCUGGUUACUCUGUGACACCAGUACCUGUGAGUGCUCUGAAUGCUCAAGCCGCACAGUCCAGGUCCUCAGAAGAUCUGUCUCCCAUCACCAUCCCUCAGCAAAGCCGCAGACCACUGUACAGGAGACCUCAGUACCUGCCUCUCAGAGGAGACGACGCGCCUUAAACUGGACCUUGAACAUUAGCUGUAACUUUGUAAAUUAAAAUAGUGAUAAUUGAC
This is a messenger RNA of Plodia interpunctella (Indianmeal moth), 1958 nucleotides long. RefSeq names its product mediator of RNA polymerase II transcription subunit 15-like. The transcript has 6 exons. Bases 12 to 1904 code for a protein of 630 amino acids. Lineage: Eukaryota; Metazoa; Arthropoda; Insecta; Lepidoptera; Pyralidae. The record is from RefSeq and is a predicted model, not a curated record.